Molecule: messenger RNA, 1356 nt
Organism: Myxocyprinus asiaticus (Chinese sucker)
Lineage: Eukaryota; Metazoa; Chordata; Actinopteri; Cypriniformes; Catostomidae
Product: COMM domain-containing protein 4-like
Exons: 8
Coding region: 207-755 (182 amino acids)
Source: RefSeq, a predicted model, not a curated record
ACCUACUCGAAUUCAAGCCAAAAUGGUACUAAAUUAUCUAAUUUAUAAUUAAAGUGAUAGUAGACUUCAUUCUCGCUUCAGAGUGCACUUUUUCCCCCUUUUAUAAAAAAAAAUGUUAAACGAGGUUCCGAUUUUGUGGAGAUCUGGACUGUCCAGAUUGGGUCCUUGCAGAAAUUAGCACCCUGGCAAGAAUAUCAAGCGUCAAGAUGAAACUCCUGUGUGUGCAAGUCAUCAAAAAUCUGCUCGAUGAAGGCAUCGAUUAUGACAAAAUUUCAAAACUAACGUCAGAUGCAAAAUUUGAAUUUGCUCUAUGUAUUUUGCUAUAUGCUCUUUCAGAGAGUGGAGACGUCAAGGCCAGUAUAGCAGUGCUGAGCUUUAUUCUGUCCAAUGCUGCAAAGCAUGAUGUAGACAGUGAAUCUCUCUCAAGUGAACUACAGCAGCUUGGCCUGCCUAAAGAGCACACCACAGGAUUGUGUAAAUCGUAUGAGGAUAAGCACAACGCCCUACAGGAAAAGCUGAGGGAGAGCAGCCUACGCUUGGGUCAUCUGGAAGCUGUGAAUUGGAGGGUGGAUUACACUCUGAGCUCAAGUGAGCUAAAGGAAGUGAAUGAGCCCACAGUACAGCUCAGGCUUCAGGCUCAAAACCCCGAGACAGACUCCACAGAGACCACUGUUGUCUCAAUCACUGCUGACAAGUUCAGAGUACUGUUAACAGAACUCAAACAAGCACAGGUUAUGAUGAAUGCUCUACAGUGAUCCAGUCAUCUUUUGUUGGCUAUUUUUCUUGGAAUAUGCACGUUUAUGCAUGUGCACAUAUGCAUUGAAUCCAUCUGUUUUUAAAUAUGAUAUACAUUUAAAUAUUAAAAAUUUGAAAUCUGCCACUUUGUACCAAUACGUUGCAAUAUGCAAAAAGCUUUUGUAGUCAACAGAUGGCUAUUUUGUUCAGGGUUUGGUCUUCACUCCCUAGUGAGUUAAAUGUUGCUCAAAUUGAGUAUCGAUUGGACGUGUGGUGACAGGGUGGGUAUUAUUUGAAACAGCUUUUCCUCAGCUCUUCUCGUCUGGAAAUAAGGACCUCUGUUUGCUUGGUCUGGCCUUUGUAUACUCCGUGCUGUUUAAAUGGCAAAAGGCUGUAAAUUAAAACCUGAGUUAUUCUAAAUCAGAUUUAGAUGUUUUUAUGCACAUUCAGUCUGGACCAGAAGUCACUAGAGACUAAUUUGUCACUUGCUGCCUAGUGUGAACGAGAGAUGUAAUUUCACUUCAUUGAUUUUCCUUCAUAAAGUUGAUCUUAUAUGUAUUUUUGUUUAAUGAAAUUGUCUUUAACAUUUGUUUGUUUCUCAAUAAAAAUAAAUUAACAGCA